UUUUUUGAAAGAAAUUGAGGCGGUGGCAAGGCUUACAAGUAUUCAUAUCAGUUUACUAGAAACCCUGCGGGAAGAAGUUAUUUUAUAGCAUUGCAUUCUGGGACGUUCAGAGAUUGGUGACCUGCCAACAAGAGAGUCAUUGAUCAAAUAAAAGGCAUAAAACUAGCCAAGCUUCUGUAAGCUAAUACAGAACGUUCUCAUCAGUAAAUCUACGUUUUGAGAACAUAGAGAUUUGAAUUGGACAUAAAUGCAUAUUAAAAAUUUCCGUUUUUUUAUGGAUCAAUAAAUAAAGGUACAAUAUUAUGAUUAUUCUUUCAUUUUUAACAGGUUCCAACAGGUUCUUCUUCACCCUGCUAUACGGCAUAACCUGUUUUCGAAAGGAAACGUAAAGAACUUGUCGAUUUUAAUUGAAUAUCUACAGUGUAAAUGCAAUCUACAAUGGAAGAGUCUACUCUGAUCAAGGAUGCCGAACAAGAAAACCAAGACCUUCAAGAUGACGAUGAGAAACAGACUUUCAAACAGAAGCUAAAAAGCGAGUUUAAAAUCGACCGGACGACAAUUGCAUAUAAAGCGUUCUAUUUUUUCUUUUUCGGUGGAUUUGGAUCGUCUUUCCCAUAUAUGCCGUUGUAUUUUCGUCAGAUUGGACUCAAUGCUAGUCUGGUUGGACUUUUGGCGGGAAUUCGUCCGCUGAUUCAAUUCGCGAGCGCUCCAUUUUGGUCUGUUCUUUCGGACAAAUUCAAAGCACGCAAAGCCGUUCUUCUUUUCUCUAUCACAGCUUGGCUAGUAAUGACGUUAGCUCUUUUGAUCCCCAAACCUCAUAAUACGGUCUGUAAGGUGAAAACUAAUAUUGUAAUUAGAACUGGUAUGACUGGUGGAGCUGCUGAUUUUCCUGAAGCUGAAGCCGAGUUUAUGCAAAACCAUUCGAGCAAAUUCCUCAACAUACCAAAACAGAAAAUGGAAUCAUUUAUCAAAAGUCGGACUACAAAAUCCUACCAACUUGCACAAAGCCUUGAUAAAGCUGUCAUUCCGAGGAAAUCGCUUCAAAAUACCGACAAACAAGCGCUAAAACAACGACGCUCUUCAGGAAACACGACAGCAAGCCAGCAUUAUCAAAUAGUUCGUGAUCCCCACGAGAUUAACAUGGUUUUCAUAUGGUUAAUGGUGCUUAUCGUGGUUGGUGAGUUUCUCGAGGCACCCACGUUCAUUCUGGCGGACACCGCUCUUUUACAAAAGCUACAAGAAAGGAAAAAGCACUACGGGAAGACAAGACUAUUCGGCUCGCUUGGAUAUGCAACAGCAUCUUUCAUCGUAGGCGCAUUGCUAGAAACAACACGAUACACAUACUGCGGUCAAUCAAUGAACGACUACAACUACCUCUUCUACAUAUUCGCCGUCGUAAUGGGCUUAGCGUUUAUCUUUGCGGCUUUUUUAUUUGAGUUCAACUACGACGAUGAUAAAAAUGGCGGCAAAAUCGACGAGUGCGCUGUAUGGAAAGUCCUCCUAGAUCCAAAAUACUCUCUCUUCAUGACUAUAGCUUGGUUUUUAGGUUUUAGUAAUGGAUUGCUUUUUAACUUCUUGAACUGGUAUCUCGAAGAUCUUGGAGCCUCGAAGUUGUUAAUGGGUUCGGCGACUUUUAUGAGAGCAACAGGACUUGUCAUAGCGUUUUUCCUAAAUUCUUUUAUGACAGAUCGCUGUGGGCAUGUUUUUGUAUCGUUUAUGUCGAUCAGUUCGUAUUUUGUGCUAUUUAUCUCAUUAGCUACCAUGCGCAAUCCAUUAUGGGCCUUCCCUCUAGAGUUGCUGGAAGGUCUUGCAUACGGGACUUCUUGGUCGACUUGUGUGACGUAUAUGGCUGGGGCCACGCCCAUGAGUGGUGCCGCAACUAUGCAAGGCAUUCUACAAGGAAUCUACUGGGGACUAGGAGGAGGUCUUGGUGCUAUUCUUGGAGGUGUCAUGAUCGACCAGUACGGUGCUGUCCUGUCAUUCUUUUUUGGCGCACUACUUUCUUUGGUCUUUUUAUUCGUGUUUCUUAUGAUUUAUGUUCUCGUAAAUAGAAACGAAAAGAAAAAGAAAGAAUGGACCCCAAUUGAUAUGAAAGAAUCUUAAUCAUUAUUGAACGUUCGCUCUAAGAACGAUAAUUUUUUUGAGAUGAUGCAGGGCCGUAGCAAGAGGACGGGCAAUGAGGGCUCCCACUCCCCCUGUCUCUGCCCCGUUUAAGGUUUAAUUUCUUUUUUAU
Molecule: messenger RNA, 2233 nt
Organism: Actinia tenebrosa (Australian red waratah sea anemone)
Lineage: Eukaryota; Metazoa; Cnidaria; Anthozoa; Actiniaria; Actiniidae
Product: major facilitator superfamily domain-containing protein 6
Cellular component (GO): membrane
Molecular function (GO): transmembrane transporter activity
Source: RefSeq, a predicted model, not a curated record